Molecule: messenger RNA, 711 nt
Organism: Cladophialophora psammophila CBS 110553
Lineage: Eukaryota; Fungi; Ascomycota; Eurotiomycetes; Chaetothyriales; Herpotrichiellaceae
Exons: 2
Coding region: 1-711 (236 amino acids)
Source: RefSeq, a predicted model, not a curated record
AUGGCUUCUUCGGCACAGAAUCGGCCAACGCCAUCGCCGUCGCCGGUGCGGGCCCCGCCGCACGUCCUCUCCCUUUUGGACAAACUGCACCGUCUGUCCAGGGAGCAGGAGGACGCGGUGCAGGCUUCGGAGGUUGAGGCGGUGGGCUUCGACAACUACAUGCGGGACAAGUUCAUCGCGCUAGACCGCGACAAGGCCGAGUUUCUCUACCAGCUGUGCCUCGCCAUCGGCGCCACGCGGGUCGUCGAGGCCGGGACAAGUUUUGGUGUUAGUACCAUCUACCUCGCCCUGGCGGUGUGUGAGAACGUCAAGAGGGCGGCGAGCGGCGGAGAGGGUGAAGGAGGGGUGGUUAUUGCGACGGAGUACGAGAAGUCAAAGGCCGACAAGGCAAGGCAGCACUGGAAGGAGGUCGGCGAUGAGCUUACCGGUUGUAUUGAGCUUCGCGAGGGAGAUAUUCGAGAGACGCUGAAGGAAGGAUUGCCGGAGAUUGACCUGCUUUUGCUGGACAUCUGGACUCCCAUGGCUCUCCCGGUGCUAAAACUGUGUCAACCUCGAAUGCGGCGCGGAGCCGUGGUCGUUGCGGACAACACGAUCGGUUCGGCGUCCAAGUAUAAGGAUCUGCUGGAGUAUAUGCGAGAUCCGGGCAGUGGGUUUAGGAAUCUGACCCUGCCCUACACGAAUGGGAUGGAGAUGAGCGUCUACAUGCCGUAG